AUGGCUUCUAUUUCUACACCACUUUCUUAUCCUUUUCCUUGUGGCCAGGGAACGAAGACAAAGUACAAUGGCCGCAGAAUUUUUCUCACGAGAGCAAACUUGGAAGACGCAGAGGGACGAGUUUUGCAACAAGAUCUCGAAGCGGCUCAAGCAGCUCUUGCUCCCAGGUUCAGCAGAAGAUUUACAAUUGGAAUUCUUUCGGCAGCAGGACUGGGAAUUGGAGCAAACUUUUUGGGAACUACGAGCUUCGUGCUUGGAUUAAACCCGGAAGUCGCAAGAAGCUUGAGGCUGGACGUCCUGUAUCCUGUCCGGGGCUUCUUCAGAUGCUUAGACACAGACAAAGGUUUCGAGUUUAUCUAUCCUCAAGACUGGUUUGGCGAUCAAAAGAUCUUGUAUAGGUCCAUUGAGAAGGCCGAGAAAGAAAGGCCUCUGGACUUGCCGGCACUCAAAGAGCAAAGAUCGCCAGCGAAAGUUCUAGUGGAGCCUGUCACUGCUUUCGGACCUCCUGGAACAGAUGGCGAAGUUAACGUGAGCGUGAUCGUAGCUCCAAUCCUCCCUUCUUUCAGUUUGGAGCAGCUAGGAGAUGCCAAAGAAGCUGCUAAACUCAUCCUGGACAAGUUCAUAGCUCCACCAGGAUCGAAGAAAACGGCAACUCUGGUGGAUGCCUUGACUAGAAGAGAUGAAAAGGCAGUCUACUACACACUGGAGUACUGUGUGGAAGCUCCCACAUUCUUUAGACACAAUGUGGCUGUCUACACUUCUCUCAAAGGCAAGCUCUUCUCUUUGAAUGUGCAGACUCCCCAGGCUCAGUGGUCACACCAGAGAGAAGAAUUCAUCCAAAUUGCAAACUCUUUCAAAGUAAUCUAAAGGGCUAAUUAGCAUAAUUAACAUCUAUCAGAUGGCAGCUUGAUUGAGCUCCAAAUCAAACGACAAUGCUCUACGUACACCCUUUGAAGACGGGCAUGGCCUUCAAAAACUCCAGCCUCCCGGCAGCUGGGCUCGAAAGAGAUGAAGUUCUCGCCUUUUCAACACCAAUGUAACAAGUGUUUUGCGACUGAAGUACUCUCAGACAUUUUUGGUU
Selaginella moellendorffii is the source of this 1081-nucleotide messenger RNA. RefSeq names its product psbP domain-containing protein 7, chloroplastic. Gene Ontology annotation, biological process: photosynthesis. The transcript has 3 exons. Bases 1 to 867 code for a protein of 288 amino acids. Gene Ontology annotation, molecular function: calcium ion binding. Gene Ontology annotation, cellular component: extrinsic component of membrane; photosystem II oxygen evolving complex; photosystem II. The record is from RefSeq and is a predicted model, not a curated record. NCBI's taxonomy places the organism in Eukaryota, Viridiplantae, Streptophyta, Lycopodiopsida, Selaginellales, Selaginellaceae.